ACUGAUGCCAGAAACCAAAGUAUUUACGUAAUUAUUGCACUGGAGCAGAGCAUGGGUCAAGCCGAGAAUUUGCUAAAAAGCUGUAUUUGAAUCAUGGAUCUUUCUAGUAUUUUGCGAUGGGACAGCUAUAUAUUGCACUUUUCACUUUAGCAGCUUUAUUAUGCAUUUUCAAAGGAAUCUUUGCUAAUUAUUCUAGUAGUUCUUCCAAAGAUUUUUCUGAGAGUUCUGAUAUCACUACUCAGAGAAGAGAAAACAAUGAAACACGACGGACGACAGCUUUAUAUCGAUUACGUGUCAGAGCAAAGCGUAGUGCUGGGUCGACGGCCAACAAGGGAAAUGGAACAGUUGAUGGAUGCCCGACGGCUUCUUCUGUACAUGCUCCAGAAAUACUGUAUAUUUUCCUGACCCUCAUUAUUGGCGCUGUUGCGAAAUACUUCUUGAAGUUAACCCGUCACCGAUUUGUUCUUCCGUACACGGUAUUCGUCCUGCUGCUGGGAUGCAUCUAUGGAGCCGCAGCGCAGCCAAGCUGUGCUAUCAAGAUAUUUUCCAGCAUAGCGCAAACAGAUCCCAACGUGAUCUUGCUGAUUUUCCUGCCGGCUCUUAUUUACGAAGCAGCAUUCUGCAUGAAGACCUACCUGUUUAAAAAACUGUUUUGGCACAUUGCGCUCAUUGGAACAGUUGGCAUGGCUAUCAACAUUGUUGCGGUGGCGUACAUUAGUACGGAAGUGUUCGCUACUACUCCUGGAUGGACGAUACAGACGGGAUUGUUGUUCUCGGCGAUAGUCAGCGCAACUGAUCCCGUAGCAGCAGUUGCCUUAUUACACGAGGCAGGAACGGCAAAGUCCCUUAUGAUUGUCCUCGAAGGAACGUCUCUGCUAAGCGAUACAUCGGCCGUGGUUUUGUUUAAUCUAUUCCAGAGUCUUAUGCAUCUAACGAAAGAUCCACAGUCUGACACCAUGGAUAUCUUACACCAAGUUCAGGUUUUUGCACUGAAUAUUUUUGGAGGUCCAGCUUGGGGUCUGUGCGUGGGCUUUCUGCUUACGCAGUUGUUAUCAAGAAUGAGCAGUGUAUGGGAAGCCGAACUCAUUCUUAUCUUAAGUGUGCCGUACUUGGUGUUCUGGAGUGCCGAUGCCGGUUUCGGUAUAAGUGGAGCGCUGGCUACUGCUGUUCUGGGAUUGUGGAUGAGCUCGCACAGAACCAGUAUUAGUCCCGAUGUCGAAGUCCUUGUUAAUCGUAUUUGGGAACUGGUGGCACUCAUUUCGAACACACUGAUAUUCAGCUUAGUUGGUAUAAUAAUCAUCGAUACGACAACAAACCACGUCACCCAGAACGACUGGAUCCUCUUGAUAAUUAUCAAUAUCUUCAUUCUGCUGGUCAGAGCGGGAAGCUUCCUGAUUUUGAAACCGAUACUCAUGCGAUUCGGCAUUGGGGCCAAAGUUUUCACAUGGUCGCACACCUUUGUUAUGAUCUGGGCCGGGUUCAAGGGGGCAGUGACGUUAGCAUUGGGGAUUCUGGGUGCCAAGGAUUAUCUGUUCGAUGACUACCUGGAAGUGAGAUCCCGCUUACUCUUCCAUACAGCGGGAGUGGUAGCCUUCACAUUGCUCUUUAAUGCUACGACAAUGCGAUUCUUCUUAAAACGAUUAGGAAUCCUGGACAUACCAUUGUCAAAAAUGAUCACAAUGCACAUGGCGCUCAAGCAGAUUUUAUUGACUCGGCAUCAAAAGUUAGAUGCUUUAAAAACCGACCGAUACCUGGCCGAUGCCGACUGGCAAAGAGUGGAAGACUUGACCAAAGUGGAAGGCACUCACUAUGGAAUCGAAGACGAUGGGCAGACCUCAUUGUGGACCAUUCAUUACGUGACCAGGGAAGUGAAUUGUCCGAACUGCCAAGCCGAGGUCCAGCUUGAACCACUGCCAAAUGAAUUAGAAGAAAUGGAAAACAUCGGGCGUUUGCGACUGGUUAAUGCCAAAAAGACUUCUUAUUGGCGACAAUACGAAGAAGGAACGCUUAGCCAAAGCGGAAUCAAGCAGCUCGACUAUAUUUCCGAAACGGUACUGAACGACGACAAAGGUGUAAUCGGCCAGAAGGAGAUUAAAAGAGUUUUGGAAAAUGAGAACUGGACAGCCAUGAAACACCGGGUUUCCAGUUUUUAUAACUGGAUCGAUAAGGAUAGUCAACAAGUGGUCGAACCACCCCCUUCAGCAUGGCGACGUGUAUUUUACAACAUUGCUCAGAGCGCCAUCUUUAAGUACUUUAUCUAUUUCAUCAUUGUGCUCAAUGUCGUGGAGACCAUCGCUGAUUGGACAAUCCGGCAAGAUACGACCACUGCAAAUUCCACGACCGAUUCCACUUUGAGUGUGACCAGCACCACUGCUUCUUUCGCACCAAGUACGCUGACAACCUUGUUGGCUGUAACCAGUGACUCGACCGUAAAUACUGAUUCAACCACAACGGUACUUCCCCCGGCGCAAAUUACUCCCCACUUGGUGUUCUUGUAUACCAACCUGGGAUUUACCAUAAUCUAUACAUUGGAAGCUAUCAUAAAGAUUACUGGGCUUGGAUUUCGGGGCUACUGGGGCAAAGGAUAUUUUCUAACAUGGAACCGCUUCGAUUUCCUGUUAUUGCUGUUGACCUAUGUGGAUGUAACGAUGGACUUCCUAGCCGAAUUUAGCACUGGACAGAUUAAGGGCGUGGCCCAAUCCAAACCCUUCUCAGCGAGCCUCAUUCGGAUAUUCAGGUUUUUCCGGCUGAUUCGUUUCGGGCGAGCAUUACGGCUUAUGAAACCAUUGGUUCCACCUAUUGUCCGCUUCUUGGAUCGCCGUAUUAGCAGUCAUCUGUUCCUGGCGUAUGAUGUGGCCAAAGCAUUCAUCGUGGCACAGGAAGAAUGUUCCCUUAUGGUCCCUGCUGUGAUUGGAUACAAACCGCUGGCAAUAAAGUUCAAAGUCCAGGCCGAUGUCGAUUGUCGGGUCAUACUGAAAGAAAUGGGAUUACUCAAUGAACAGCGCCCUGAUGUGGCAGCGGCGGUGAAGACCAGGCAGGCCAUUCGGUCUAUCCUCAACCAUCUUCACAAGUCCGUGGAACACAUGCGCAACCAAGGAAUUCUAGACGAGGAUGAAGUUAACCAUUUGCAAGCGACGAUUGAGGACCGUUUGAAACGGCUGCACCAAUUCCCGCACAGCAUCGCUGUUGUACGACCUUUGGAUCGCUUAUGGAACGUGCCAUGGAUUAACGGAAACAUCGAAGCUUUCAAAGUCAUGAAAAUCCUUUUCGAAGAGCGCCAUUACGAUACUGCCACACAGUUGAUGACGGCCGACGAAGAAGCAGACGGUGUCUAUGUCGUGAUCAGCGGCGUCAUUUCGCUGAGUUAUCCGAAAUUCUAUUCUGAUAAUGUGGAACUUGGCGAGAUAUACAAUUCCGAUAACUUGAAAACGACUUCCGAAGACUCUGUCAGUGCUGACGAAAUGCGGUUAGAUUAUGUGCUGGCGGGAGGACUGCUGAACGAACAGUGCCUGGCGCUGGAUUUCCCUCGAAGGUCACACGCCAUCAGCGAUACGGUCGUCAAUCUUCUCUAUUUGGAUAUGGAAUCUCUGUUCCGGACUUUAGCCACUCUGCCGACUCUUGAAGCUAGAUUUUGGCGACGCAUCGCAUCGGCGGUGGCGCUGAAUAUCCUGAUAAAAGCCGGCUCGAUAUCGGAUUCGACGUAUGAGUCGGAAAAGGCACGUUUGGCUCGAGCUGCUGUUCGUCUGGUUCGCCCCCAUGUACGAAUAACUGGUUUGGAAGAAUUCGAUGAGAUAUUUCUGAUAACCGGAACUCUCACUGAUAUGACCGGUGAGGACGAGGACGACGAUGGCGAAUACAUCAUUGGUCCACGAAAAGUCCCCGCAUCUUUUCGGGAAGUUCAAGUUACGCAAGGACGAAAAGAAGUUCGCUCGAAGGACGGCGAGCUGAUCUAUCCGGAAUACGCUGUGCUGUUCUUGGUGCCGCCUAGCGGCCGUGACCUUUCGAUGAUCAACAUUCACGACAGCCAAACGCACAUGCUCCAACGCCGACGCACCAAUCCGGCUUUGGUUCAGGAACUAAUUCGCAAUUCUUUAGCUGGAAAACCCGGUGGAAUCUCCACAGAGCCUUCUCCUACCUUCGUUCCGUCACUACCUGAGACUGUGCCCGAAAUAGCGCAAUCUCAGCCUCUUACCGCCAGCAAACGACGGGACAGCAACCUAGGUGAAAUGAUUCAGUUUGGCCGCAGGCCGACCUUAACGGGGCCUCUGGCCAUCUACGGCCUGCUGGGACACAAUCAGACCGAGAGCUAUGAGGAAUCCGAUGCGAUGGUACCGUUUCCAGAAGAGACUGUGCCUUCCAAGAAGGAUUUAGAGGAAAUGUCGACGAGGUCUAAUCAAAGCGGAAGGGCGGUUGCAGAAGAAGGUACGGCAAGCGGUGCCGUAGAGGUGGUUGUCAAUGGGCCGGUUGUCGAGUUCGCUCCACCGGAACCGCAACGUUUCGACGAACAUAAGGGGACAACUCAAGAACAUGGCCGGGUGGCUGCACGUGAGAAAGGUCAUAAAUGGUGGCAUAAACGUGCAUAAGUGGCUGCAAUUGUCGAUCGUGCUCCUCGGUUUUCAAACUGGCCGCGUACAUUUGUUUCCAUUUUGUUGCCAGAAAACUGGACAUUGUGAUAACUGCUUUUUCUAUUAUGUGACCCUCACACACCUUGGUUAUUGUAUUUUUUAUUCAGUAUUUUUUAUUACUAGCCGUAACAGUGUAGGUAAGUAAACGUUUUGUGAUAGAACUCUAAUGAUUAGAAGCAUGUUUUAUCUUUGUUCUUUUCGAAAGACUAUAGCGUCGUCCCUUUCUCAUUCUUCCCGUUAAAGUGAGGUAAAAGUGUCUAACAGUUCCCCAAACGGGAUGUUUUUGGUGUUUAAACCAAGAUCAAAACGCGAUCAGGCCCACGACAACUGCAAUAACUUGAAU
This is a messenger RNA of Paramacrobiotus metropolitanus, 4968 nucleotides long. RefSeq names its product sodium/hydrogen exchanger 10-like. NCBI's taxonomy places the organism in Eukaryota, Metazoa, Tardigrada, Eutardigrada, Parachela, Macrobiotidae. Bases 117 to 4583 code for a protein of 1488 amino acids. Gene Ontology annotation, cellular component: membrane. Gene Ontology annotation, biological process: proton transmembrane transport. The transcript is spliced from 18 exons. Gene Ontology annotation, molecular function: sodium:proton antiporter activity. The record is from RefSeq and is a predicted model, not a curated record.